Molecule: messenger RNA, 2212 nt
Organism: Hyaloscypha bicolor E
Lineage: Eukaryota; Fungi; Ascomycota; Leotiomycetes; Helotiales; Hyaloscyphaceae
Product: MFS multidrug transporter-like protein
Exons: 3
Coding region: 152-1948 (598 amino acids)
Biological process (GO): transmembrane transport
Molecular function (GO): transmembrane transporter activity
Source: RefSeq, a predicted model, not a curated record
CGGGAGGCGUGCCGGUCAUUAAUAUAUAUUGGACCCAGGCCCAUUUAUACAGUUUCAUUGUACAGCUUCUUCAUAUCAGUUCUUGAGUCUUCACUUGUAGCUCUACAGUUAUUUCUCGGCUUCUGCAUGCUCAACUUGAAAACUAUACAUCAUGUCGAAUCCAGAAGAACAAUCAGAAUCGCCAAUCCGAAUAUUCCAGUCCAUCGCCGGACAUAGCCCAACCUCCCCAACACUGACUCGAAAGCACACCAACGGCUCUAGAAUCCAUCGCACGCACACUGGGGGUUCUCGAAUACACAGAACGAGCACAAAUGUUUCCCACAAAGAGUCGAGGGAUCCAGAUCUCGAUAUAAAUCUUCCCUACAGAACUUUCAGUGAUGGCGUCAAUCUGGAAGAGUACACAUCGGAAAAGCCCGAAGGAGAGAUGGAAGGCCCGUUCGAGCCAGAUGGACAACACCGAUACAAGCUCGUCACAUUCGUUCCAAAUGAUCCUGGGAAUCCCAAAAAUUGGUCAAAACUAUACAAGUGGUACUGUACAAUGGUGGUUGCAGUAACCUGCUUCGUUGUGGCCUUUUGUUCGGCUGUUAUCACUGCUGGAACUGUCGGACCGGAGAAAGAGUUCCACGUUUCUGAAGAAAUUUCUCUCCUUCCUAUAACGGUCUUCGUUGUUGGAUUCGGGAUAGGUCCUAUGGCCUUCGCCCCUUUGUCAGAAAUCUUGGGCAGACGAAUCAUCUAUGGAACGACACUGUUGAUCGCCGUAAUCUUUAUUAUCCCUUGCGCCGUUGCCCAAAACAUACAGACCCUGGUAGUCUGCCGUUUCAUUGACGGGAUUGCUUUCUCGGCGCCUAUGACACUUGUCGGAGGUACUUUGGCAGAUCUUUGGAGGACAGAAGAACGUGGCGUUCCCAUGGCGGCCUUCUCAGCAGCACCUUUCAUUGGCCCAGCAGUCGGUCCUCUCAUCGGCGGGUUCCUCUUCGAUGCAGCAGGCUGGAGGUGGCUAUACUGGAUUCAAUUAAUUCUGGCCGCGGUGGUCUGGAUGCUAAUAACCUUCACUGUUCCCGAGACCUACGCACCUACGAUCCUUGCAGCUCGAGCGAACAAACUCCGUGCCUCAACCGGAGAAACCGACCACGUCACGGAACAAGACCUCGACCUUCGGCCAUUCAGCGAACGCCUCCGAAUCUUCCUAAUCAGACCUUUCCAGCUGCUUUUCGGAGAGCUGAUCGUUUUUUUGGUAUCGGUUUACAUGUCCGUUCUUUAUGGCCUAUUAUAUAUGUUUUUUGUGGCCUACCCAAUAGUCUACCAAGAAGGAAAAGGCUACACCCCUGGCAUCACCGGCCUAAUGUUCAUCCCCAUCGCUCUCGGGGUCCUCUGCUCAGCUGCAUGCGCCCCUCUAGUCAACAAGCACUACAUGAAACUCUCAAACAAGCACAACGGCUCUCCACCCGCAGAAGUCAGACUCAUCCCCAUGAUGGUCUCCUGCUGGUUCAUCCCCAUCGGCCUCUUCAUCUUCGCCUGGACCUCGUAUCCACACCUAAUAUGGGUAGGGCCCGCUAUCGGCGGCUUCCCGGUAGGAUUCGGAUUCAUCUUCCUCUACAACUCCGCGAACAACUAUCUAGUCGAUUCCUACCAGCACCAAGCUGCUUCCGCUCUCGCCGCCAAAACUUUUCUACGAUCAUUCUGGGGCGCUGCUGUCGUGCUUUUCACAGUGCAGAUGUAUCACAGACUGGGAUAUCAGUGGGCGAGUUCUUUGUUGGCAUUCAUUAGUCUCGCGUGCUGUGCGAUCCCGUAUGUGUUUUACUUUUAUGGGGCCAGGAUUAGGAGGAGGUCCCGCUUUGCGUACAGCGGGGAUGAUAAGGAGGAGAAGAUGGAGGCGGGUGGGGAGAGUAGCGGGGAGGCGAGUGAGGUGGAGUUAGAGAGGGCGAGGAGUUAUGUUAGUACUCCUUGAGGGGAUAUUCGUAAACGUCUUCGCUUCGACAUGGCGACGGAGCCACGCGCCUGUGACAGACGAGCCGCAGCGGUUUGCGCAGCGUGAUAGACUUGUUGGCCAUGGCGCCAUGACCGGCUGGUAUGGGAGUUUAGAAUUUGGGGUGGCAUGGAUUGGACUCUGGUUGGCGUAAGGGUGGGAGGUAGUUCACUUGGUGUUGCAUUUACAGGAGGUUUAGAUAUGUGGCGUAGACAUAAAGGUAGUAAUAAAUAAUGUCCUUCAUUC